This is a messenger RNA of Ahaetulla prasina, 10260 nucleotides long. It is a transcript of the gene ZC2HC1A, whose product is annotated as zinc finger C2HC-type containing 1A. The transcript has 9 exons. The coding region runs from base 340 to 1293 and encodes 317 amino acids. NCBI's taxonomy places the organism in Eukaryota, Metazoa, Chordata, Lepidosauria, Squamata, Colubridae. The record is from RefSeq and is a predicted model, not a curated record.
CCCGGGGAGGGCGGGGGGAGAGUGGAAAGUGUAGAAGGCGGGAGGACUCAUCUUCAUGCCGGAGUCCCCCCUCCCGGAAGGCCGGAGGAGCCUCUCUGCUCCCGGGAAGGGGCCGAGGAGGAAAGACGGGGGUCUCCCGAAGGGUUUGCAUCUCUCCCUCACUCAGCCACUCGCCCAUCCACCCCCAGCCAAGGCGCGUCUCCUUGGCGUUAGUUAUUGGGCGUGUCGGGGCUGACGGUGUCUAUUCCAGCCGCUGCCCCGUCUCUCCUGCGGCGGCUCGGUUAAUGCCGGGGUGUUUGGGACCCCUGCGGUCAUUUUGCAAGACGGGUUGGAGGAGGGAUGGCUGAUUAUAAAAAUGCACAACAGCCUGAAGAAUUAUUACCAUGUCGGAUUUGUGGAAGGACUUUUUUUUCACCUGCAUUAAAAAAGCAUGCUCCCAUUUGCCAAAGAACUGCUGCUAAAAAACGAAAAACAUUUGACUCUAGCAGGCAGAGAGCAGAGGGAACUGAUAUUUCCACAGUAAAGCCUAUAAAACCACGGCCAGAACCUCCAAAGAAACCAUCAAGCUGGAGACGAAAGCACGAGGAGCUCAUAGCAGCUAUAAGAGCAGCCAAAGGAGUAGAUCAGGUUCUUAAAGAAGGUGGAAAAUUGCCGCCACCACCACCUCCAUCUUAUGAUCCUGAUUAUAUUCAGUGCCCAUACUGCCAGAGGCGAUUUAAUGAAAGUGCAGCUGAUCGACAUAUCAGUUUCUGCAAAGAACAAGCAGCACGUAUUUCUAAUAAAGGGAAAGUUGUUAGUGAAGUUAAAGGGAAGCUUCCUGCUCGAACACAGUACAAGACACCAACAGUAAAGAAGAUACCUUCUUCAGGGCUAACACCCCCAGCCUUAUCACGCUUACCACAACUAAGUUCCUCUGCAAAUAAAACAGUGUCUCCAGGUGGACAAGUGGGAAGCAAAAUCCAGAGUUCUCCAGCUCAUAAAAAUGUAAUGAAAGCAAGUCCACAAAUAGGGGGGCCCAUGAAACCAUGGAUGGGAGCAUCUACUAAUAUGACACGAAGCACCGGUCCGGGUAUGAUGGCAAACAAAAGAAAAGCAUUUGGUACUGAAACUUAUUCAGCCAGAGCUGGAUUCGACAGUGGAGACUGUUCAUCUAUCAAUGGAGGAAAUUCAAAAAGCAGUGAGGGAAAUUCUCUUGCACAGUUACCAAAAUUCUGUUAUGAAUGUGGUACCAAAUAUCCAGUGGAAUCUGCAAAAUACUGCUGUGAAUGUGGUGUUCGAAGAAUGAUUUUGUGAAUACACCUGUAAUGUAAAAUGAGAGAGAGAUUUCUUGCUAAGGCUGUAUGAAAAUCUCUGCUACACUUUUCCACCGGGAUUUGCGCUAAGGCACCAUGCUAAUGUUCUGGGCAAUUAUUUUUUGUUGUGAAAUAAUAUAUAUAAAUAUAUAAAUAUGUUGUAUAUAAAUGGUUAGAUACCUAAAACUGUGCCAUUCUAGAUGGUAUACUUGAGAUAUUGUUGGAGAAUAUUUAAUGGAGCAAAACUUUAAAUCAAGCGCUAAGGUUUUUUUGUAAUAUACAUAUAUAUUAAUGUUCUUAUUCAUUUGUAGUUUUUGCCCUGAAUCACUUGGUCUAAAGAACGUGUUCCAAUAGAAAAUACAUUAUACAUGGAAAUAUUGAUUGAUAUUUGGUUGAUAACCUAGAUGAUAGCUUGUUGGUUGACAGUCAUAAAUUUUAUUAUUUGUAUAUGUUUAAUGUAAAUUGAAAUUACCGGUACUAGUUUCACGUGUACUAUUAUAGCUAACUAGUUGGCAUUUUACCUUCUUUCUUGUUCCAAACAGCUAUAACAAGUUUUUGUGCACAGAUAUUUUUCUAUGAGGAAAACGUCCCAUGUGUUUCAUACAAAAAGAUUGAGUUGCUAAUAAAUUAAUUAAAUUAUCAGAUAUAAUUUAAUCAUGUUUUUAGGAUCAACUUCUUUUCCUAAAAAACAGGGCUGUGAUCAGUUUUAAAGCUUGGCUUAUAUGGCCUAAGUUAAUUUCCCUUUUGAUUACCUGUAAUGUACCAACAAAAAAAUCAUUGAAUAUUUUAUAAUAAUUAUGACACACUAGUUUCAGAAAAUGAUAUCCGAAUCAUGAUUUUUCUUCUUCCUAUUACUUUGACUUGAGGGUGUCUUUAUCAUUAUCAUUUCUUACACAGUCCUCUGAAACUAAAACAAAAAAAAUUAUAUUAAACUCAAACUACAUUAAUAUUAAGUUACAAGCCUCCUUUUCUACAGCAUUUUUUUUACCACAAAAAACAUUUACUUGUGCCUUUCCCAAAACUAAUCUGGUUUUUUUUUAAUUUAAUAUCACUAUUUCUAAGUCUCUAAUUUUCUAAGUUUAGUAAAAAUUUAAGUGAAACAAGAAGUUAAUUUGCAAUUUUUGACCUGAAUGAUGUAGGAUUUAUUUUUAAUGCUAUCUUCAUUCUAGUCAAAACCUGCUUGCUGUGGCAGAUUACAAUUAAAAAUGCAUUGAGCAAGAUUUAUCCCUAUUUUUCAGUAUAUUGGCCAAUGGCAAACUGCAGUUUUUAACUAAAAGAAUGAACAGGUUAAUUGGUAUAGAAUUGUGUUUGUGUGUUAAAAUUCUCUUUAAAAAGCAUUCAUAAAUGUAGUAUUCCAGUUUUGUAUUGUUACCUAAUUUUAUUUGUAUUAGUGAAAAUCAGUCUUUAAUAGCUUAAUCUAGAUUAGCAUUUUUUGUUUUUUUAUUUAAAAUACACUGGUAUGGUAGAGCUUACAUUACAAAAAUUAAGAAUGCACUGUAGCUCUUCCUUAGUCUGGGAUUAUGUGGAUUCUGCUCUGCCUUGCCUAUUAAUUGUUAGUGUAACUUAAUAUGCAUCCUAUUCACCAAAGAACCCACAUUUGUUGUAUUAAAAAGUUUUCACAUGUUCCUGCAGAUGCUUCUUUACAUCUUAUUAUUGCACCUCUUUUUUUAAUAUAUAAUGAAUCCGAUCUUCGUAACAAAGCAAUAGUCUAAUUUCUACUAAAUAGUUACAUGAGCGUUAUUCUGAUUAGAUAAAUUUUGUUUUCCUAAAUGUUCUUUAAGAACAAAAGCAUUGUAUAAAUGCUUGUUCUAUGUUACCUAGAAUCUUGUAAUAAAACUUUCAUUGUGUAUAUAAUUGCUAUAUGUUAAAGAAUCUUUCUCUGUAUGGGUAGGAAAAAGCUAUUGGGAAAUAAAGUCAUUAGGUUAGAAUUCCGAAAAAUUGAAAAUACUAAAACAUAAUUAUAAAUAUUUGUAGAAAACCAUAGGAAUAGAAAUAAAGAUGUCCGAGAAAAUGUGGAAAUAACUCAGAUUUUAGGGAUUGUAUUGGGAAAUAUUACCCAUAGAAUGAGCUGAAAAUAUUAAAAUAGCAACAAAAAAAGAACUUUCCCAGGUGUGUUUGAAGGAACAGAAAAAGUGUAUCGGCUGCUCAGUGAAAAUGUGAAUGGGGAACAAAGGCAGAAUCAAGUAACUCCUACAUUGACUGACUUUUUUGGGGAGAUGAUGGGAGUUGGGUGUUGCCCUAGAAACCAGAAGCCUGUGAGUUCUAACCAGUGGUAGGAUUCAAAUAAUUUAACUACCGGUUCUCUGCCCUAAUGAUUUCUUCCAACAACCAAUUCACCAAACUGCUCAGAAAGUUAAUAACCGGUUCUCCCGAAGUGGUGCGAACUGGCUGAAUCCCACCACUGGUUCUAACCCUGCGUUAGAUAUGAAAGCCAGCUGUGUAACCUUGGGCCAAUCACUCUCUCUCAACCCAACUCACCUCACAUGGUUGUUAUGAGGAGGAGGAAACAGUAUUAGGGUACAUUCACCUCCUUGAGUUUCAUGUAAAAAUAAUAAAGGUGGGAUAUAAAUAACUAAUUAAAUAACUAAUGUGUGUCUCAAUAUGCAAUUAUGAAGAGCAGGAUUCCAGAUCAGGCUUGAUAGAAACAUAGGAAAUAUCUAUUGGCCUUGAAGAUGUUCACAUAUCAAAUGCCAGAAAUUCCUUGUUAAGAGUAAUAAGAAUUCUGCUAAGAAAUUUGGUCUGACCAAACUUCUCAUCUUUAAGAAAUCCAAGAAAAUGUGAAAAAAACCAACGAAGCAACAUUCCUUUCUUAAUUUUUUAAUUCACUUUUGAUUGUGAAAGACUUGUUUGUCUUAACAUAAGCAUCAUGAUGUCCUGAAUAGGAAGUUAACUAAGUAUGGGAUAUAUAGCAUGGCAUGUCUAUUGACUGGACAUGCAAACCAUAGUCUGAGAAUGUUAAAACAGUUCCUCAUCAGAGUGAAGUGCAGUAAUAAGUAGAAUACUACAGGGUUGUUUUGGUCCUUCUGCUCGUCAAGAUUUUUGAAUUGAAUGAGGUAAAGGAAAUGGUCAUCAGAUGGAUGAGACAAUUAGUAAUCUUUUUAAAAAAUCAGAAUUAUUUGGAUGGGUUAGAAAAGUGGCUGAAAAUUAACAAUGAAACUGAACAAAGAUUUAUUUUCACUUAUGGAAAAAACACCUGUACAUUUGUUAAAAUGUUAAAAAUAUUGGAAUUGUGAGUAAUCAUAAGCUAAAUAUUAAUACCCAGUUAUGUUAAUAAGCAGUUACGGAGAUAAGCAUCUCCAAGACCCAUUUCUGGGCACUUGGAAGUACAAAUGUUGCCCCUGGCUGCAACAUUUCAGUCACCAUUUCUUUUCAUGGAAAUUAUGUGGCUGAUUUAAGGUGCUGUAAACCUUCAUGCCUCUUUUGUGCUCUCUCAUAUUCUGCAGCUCUUUUAAAAGGAGAAAUCUGAAACAUUGUACAGCCUUACUAAAUAGAACUCGGGAAUAUGAUGGGGCAGCUAAAAAGGUCAAAAUUUAAAAGUAAUUUUAAUUUUUAUCAAUGUAAAAUAAUUUCCAAACUUGAGAGUAAUAAUUUUAUUUAGCAUUGGUUGGACAUCCAGUAAGAUAAUAUAUUAAGAUGCAGGUGUUUCUCUCCUACUUCACAAGUUGUUGAAGUUUGUUGAAAACAAUACUUGAAAUGUAAGACACAAUUGGUAUUAGUACUAAUACCAAUAGAACCAAAAUAGAGAAUUGUAUCUACUUGUAGAAUGGGAGAAGGGGAAAUAGUCUGAAGAAGCUACCUUUUCCAUCCCACCAUGGAACAACAUGCCUCUGCCAAAUAGCCUGUCCUUAGUUCCACUUUCUGAAGAAACACCUGCAGAACUGGAGAUUGGGGCAUCAAAUGAGAAUUUUUCUUAACAAGAACCCAGCCCAGGGCUGUGACUGAUAUUCUAUUCUAUUAUUUGAUGAGAGCUAUUAUGACUGAGAUUCAUCUUUUUUUGCAAUAAUGUUCCACGUUUUGAAUGUUUAAUUUGUCAGCGUAAUGGAUAGAAGGAAUAAUGCUGAGGAGCAGGAGAAAAAGCUGCAAUCAAGAUAACAUAAAAUUUGAAUCUGCAUCAGAAAUGUAAGCUGAGAAAGCAUUUCAGAUAUGAUACUACCCAGGUCCCAUCAAGAUAAAGUCAGGGAGAAGGGAAGGACAUUUGGACCUGGAAGACUGCUGCUAUAGCCUGGUAACAAACCAGUGUUAGUUUGCAUGUCUUCAGUUUCCAUGUUUGAUCUGUUGACAUCAAUCUUGCAAAUCUCAGUUAUCUCCAAUGUUAAGGAAAUUAGACAUAUUUGAGCUCUACCAGGUAAGAAAUUAUCAUAAGUAAUUAAUGCUUUGGAAUAAUAUGUCAUUUGCGAGUAGGGCACUUAUUCCUCUAUCCAAAUUUAAUUCUCAGUUCUCCGCUUUCACUUCCAACUAGUUCUGAAAACUCUUUAUUUCACCCUGGCUUCUUUCUCUUCAACUGGCAGGAAAUUUUUAUCAUCUCUGUUGUAGCCUAACUUUAACUCACCUUCCUAAUCUAAACAACCAUUAAUUCUAUUCUUUAUGCAUUUUCUGUAUUAAAACCUUAUCUGUUCUUUGUUCUCUAAUAUGUAGAGGUUUCAGCCCCCUUUUUAUUGGGCUCUCCUAAGAGGCUGCCAUCUUAUUUCCCCUUUAUCUCCCAAGACUGCCGACAGGUAAUCUUGGUGGCAUUAAAAUAACUGCUCUGGAUAUAACCCUUGCUGUCCUCCCUGAACUGGAACUGUUCUCCAUUUUCUCCAGCCACUGGCUAAAAACAACUGAGAAUCUGCUGGUUGCCUGGUACUUCAGGUGGUGGGAUAUGAGAAGGAAGGGGGGGUUAUUUUUUUCCCUCCACCCUUCUCCCAUCCUAGUCCCUUGGACUGCUUUCAUCCAGUCUGCCAUGGAUGCUAUUUUUUACAUUUUACUUUUUCCUUUCGCUUCCUUAUAGCUUCUUCCUUUAUUAUUAUUUUCUUUGAACAACCACUCCCAUCUUGCCACACUUUGAAUCUGUGAUGCAACCACUGGUUGAAGAGGGAGGGGCUCCUCCAUGGGGAGUAGAGACAUUUUAUAGUCUGUUGGAAGGAGGAAAUCUCUGAGAUCAAAUCCUUAGGUCUAUAUCUGCCAUUUUCCAAGGGAAGACUGGCGAGAUUCUUGUAAUACACUGUAGGUGAUCAGCAAAAAAAUAUUUAUCUUGAUCUAUCCAGAAGUAGGAGACAUAAAGCAGCAGAUUGAGGAUAGAUCAUUCUGAAGGAGGUCUGACUUGGGGUCACCAGAUUUGACAUCCAAUACUACGUAAUAAUAAACAAGCUGCUAGCAAUAAGCCUGUGCAUUCUUUCUAUUCCAAAUGCAUCACGUUGAAUACAACACAAAUAGUAUGUAUUUGUACUCCAGUGCAGCACUAGAUCUAUAUGUGCCAGUUUAAAUUAAUGAAUAACAAAAUUAAAAGACAACAGGUCCACUUAAUGGUUUCUUGCGCACAAAUGCUACUAUGAAUCCCGCCCCUGGGAGGAAAAAAUGUCAACCUGGUCUUCAAAAACAAAAGAAGUCAGUUCUUCCAUCCCCAAAUCAAAGGUUUAUAUACAUAAUGGAUAAGACCAGAGGGGAAAUGUACAGAGUUGAAAUGAAUGGAGAAAUCUACGUGGUUCUAUUCAAUGAACCAGAUGUGUUAACAUGUAAAAAUGAGUUUCAGAAUAUAUUGAUUUACCAGAUAACCCUCAUUCAACAAUUCUAGAAAACAUUACAGUAAUAAAUGUCUCAUCAGUUGUGAAUAUAUGUAAUGUUCCAAAGUCAAUAUUUGCCAGGUUUUAUGUAUAAAGUUAUAUUUUAACCUGCUCUACAGAGUGGCAAUCUAAGACCAAAGAACAAGCUGAUCUUUCAAUUGAAUGUAUCUCCUUCUUUUAGAAUAACAGAGUUGGAAGGGACCUUGUAGGUCUUCUAGUCCAACCCCCUACUUAGGCAGGAAACCCUACACCACUUCAGACAAAUAGUUAUCUAAUCUGUUCUUAAAAACUUCCAGUGUUAGAACAUUUACAACUUCUGGAGGAAAGUUUUUUUGCUGAUUAAUUGUUCUGUCAGAAAAUUUCUCAAGAAAAUUGAUUCUCUCCUUGAUCAGUUUCCACCCAUUGCUUCUUGUCCUGCCUUCAGGUGCUUUGGAGAAUAGUUUGACUCCCUCUUCUUUGUGGCAGCCCCUGAGAUAUCGGAACACUGCUAUCAUGUCUCCCCUAGUCCUUCUUUUCAUUAAACUAGACAUACCCAGUUCCUGCAACCGUUCUUCAUAUGUUUUAGUCUCCAGUCCCCUAAUCAUCUUGGUUGCUCUUCUCUGCACUCUCUAGAGUCUCAACUUCUUUUUUACAUUGUCGACCAAAACUAGAUGCAAUAUUCCAAGUGUGGCCUUACCAAGGCUUUAUAAAGUGGUAUUAACACUUCAUGUGAUCCUGAUUCUACCCCCCUGUUUAUGCAUCUAAAACUCUGUUAGCAUUUUUGGCAGCUGCAGCACACUGCUGGCUCAUAUUUAAGUGAUUGCCCACUAAGUCUCCAAAAUCCCUCUCAUAGCCACCACUAUUGAGCAAGGUACCACAUAUACUGUACCUGUGCAUUUUGUUUUUCUUGCCUAAAUGUAGACUCUUACUUUUUUCACCAUUGAAUUUCAUUUUGUUACAUAGCGCCCAAUGUUCAAGUCUCUCAAGAUCCUUCUGUAUCUUAAGUCUAUCUUCCGGAGUGUUGGCUAUUCCUGCUAGCUUGAUGUCAUCUGCAAAUUUGAUGAGUUCCCCAUCUAUUCCCUUGUCCAAAUCAUUAAUGAAGAUGUUGAAGAGUACUGGGCCUAAAUUAGAGCCUUGGGGCACACCACUGCAUAUUUCCCUUCAUGUAGAUGCUGUUCUAUUGACUAUAUGUUGAGUGCAGUUGGUCUGCGAGUUAUGAAUCUGUCUGGUGGUGAUGCUGUCUAACCACAUUUUUCUAUUUUGUCAAGUUUUAGAUUAUGACCUACUUUAUCAAAUGCCUUACUGAAGUCCAAGUAAAUUAUAUUGACAGCAUUCCUCUGGUCUACUAAUUUUGUCACUUUGUCAAAGAAUGCAAUAAAAUUAGUCUGGCAUGAUCUAUUUUUGACAAACCCAACAUAUAUCUUAUUGAUAUGUGAAAUUGAUAGAUUGAUGUGAAACUGAUAGAUUUUUCCCCUGGACUAAUUGAUUCUACUUGAUUUAAUUUUGUUUCAGAAAAAAUGAUCUUUGAAAUUAAUAAUAUUAGAUAUUAAUUAAUAAAAUGUACACGCUGCCCAUCUCCUGGGCAACUGAAUAGCUUUAUUACCCACUCACUUAAAGCCAUAUCUGACGGGUAGUGGAGGAAAAUAAAAAUAUACUAGUUAGAACUAUGUUAUUGUUUAUUGGAGUGUGAACCUAGCCAUAGCCAUGGCUCCUUGGGGAAAAAUAUUUAAUAGUAAAUAUUUACUUUCCCCUGAAGUUUAUAUAGAUAUGUCAAGGAGAGUUGGUAAAAAUAGAAAACAGUCUAAGUACUUUUCUUUGGAACUGAAUAUGAGAAUUGGUACAAAUUAUCUUUUUUUUUCUUCAUUAAAUGUUUGAGUUGAACCAAUACUGUUUUCAAGAAUAAUGGUGUUUGCAAGCUGAUGCUUGAAUCAAAUUAGCUAUGCAUUGAUAAAUGAGCAUACUAAAUGAGUGAAGGAGGAUAAACGAGGAGUGUGUAUACUUCAGAACAGAAACAAGGUGGCCUACCAUGCUUGAGAACAUGGUUCUUCUUUCCAGGUUGUACAUAUCAGGUAUUAGGUUUUUCCCCCAAAAAAAGCUCCAACAGCCAAAUGCUAGGUUCAAGACUUACCAAAACACAGAAUGUGGAGGUAAGAGGGAAAAAAACGUACAUUUUCUGCAUGUAAACUUUGUGGAAAUAAAGUUAGUAGAAAGUAAGAAAAUUGAGAAAAAUUGAUUAAUUUUGGAUUCUGUAGGUUUGUUGCCAAUAUGAGAGAGAAUUCUGCCAAUAUAUUGUCUCAAAUUUCCCUGCUCCCUCUCAAAUAUUGUGAUUGGUUUCAUUAAGACUUUCCAUUCAUUGUAAUUAGAAACUAGAACUGUGAGUUAUAACUCCAAUUCUCCUAUUCCGCCAAGAGUUCACUUUUUAUAGAGCUGUGCAUCUUCUCUUUAAUCUUGGCAAGUCAAAAAAGCUAAGCAGAGCCAACAAAUUAAUAUCAUUAAGCAAGACUGCCAGGAACUCAUAAGGUUGACGGGGAAGUCAAAACAACAUCCUAGAAGUCCCAAAGAUGCUUUUUCCAAAAGGCUACUGGAUUUUCUUGGUGUUUUUUUUUUCUUUGAAAACAUUUUGUUUCUCAUCCAAGAAGCUUCUUCAGAUUAGUUCUUCAGAAGUGAAACAUUUUUCAAUGAAAAAAGAACCAAGAAAGUCCUGUUGUCUUUUGGAAAAAGCACCUUUGGGGCAACCAUGACCUGGAUGAUUGAGAAUCUUCAUAAGACAACAACCUGGGAGAAGUUAUUAUUGCAAGAAAAUUAUGAACAUGUCCAUAAAGGCACCAAUAGAUAACCUGAAAAAGCUUUCACAUUUUAGUCCAUUUUUGAAAACACACUGCUUGCAUUCACAUUCUAAGAUUAAAUCAAGUAGAUAAAGACACUAUUUAUUCCAUUUUGAAUAAUUUAACAAGGUUUAGAAUUGUUAUUUUAGUUUGGAAUUGCUUUGGAAGAUCCCUGCUUUGAUUUUUGUACCUCCUAUAUCUGCACAUGUCCAGUAUCUGUGCCUUCUCUUGAAAUUGGCUAGGACUAUGCAAUCUGAAUGUACUUAAUUUAAUCUCUGAACAUGAGAUCUUAAACUGGUUUUUUUUGGGUUUUUUUAUAAAUAAUUUUUAUUUCCAUUUUCCAACAUCAUAUUUAUGUACAAACUAUUAUCCAUCAUUAAUCAUUAAUUUUUAUUUAUUACUGAU